AUGGCAAACAACAAUCUCUUCGAUAGUAUUCCAAGCGGAAUCAUCCCACAACAAUGGUGCAAUCUUCCAUAUCUUCACAUCUUAGAUCUUGCAAACAACAACAUUUCAGGGGCUAUUCCCAAUUGUUUACAUGAUUUAACUUCAUUGGUUUAUGAUGAAAGUAGUAUGGCAGCCACAUUGUUCGGCGAAAAGCGUUAUGCGGAGCAAACAACUCUGAUGGACAAAGGUGGAGAACGUGAAUAUGGCAAUAAUCUUAUAUAUAUAUAUAUAUAUAUCAAUAUUAUUGAUCUUUCUCGAAACAAUCUAAUUGGUGAAAUCCCUGAAGUUAUCACAAGCCUCAUUCAAUUAAUAGCCUUAAAUUUUUCGUGGAAUCAAUUAACAGGCAGCAUCCCAAAGAAGAUUGGAAACAUUACAGGAUUGGAAAGACUCGAUCUUUCAAACAACAAUCUUUCAGGACCCAUUCCAAAAAGCAUCUCAUCUUUGAACUUUUUGAGUCACCUGAAUCUAUCUCACAAUAACUUGUCAGAAAGAAUCCUAUCAAGAAACCAACUCCAAACACUCGAUGAUUCAUCUAUUUAUGCAGACAACCCUUUAUUGUGUGGGUUUCUUCUUCCCACCAAGUGCCCAGGCGAUGAAGAUCAUACAUCUAAUUCAUCUACUUCUGGUGGAGGAGGCUCAGAAGACAAUGGUGCUAAGAAUGAUAACGAAAUGCUCUGGUUCUAUGUUAGCAUGGGCUCUGGAUUCCUUGUGGGACUUUGUGGUGUUUGCUUCACUUUAUGGAUCAAAGAGUCAUGGAGACAAGUUUAUUUUCGAUUUGUAGGGAUAGCAUAG
Camellia sinensis is the source of this 831-nucleotide messenger RNA. The record is from RefSeq and is a predicted model, not a curated record. Lineage: Eukaryota; Viridiplantae; Streptophyta; Magnoliopsida; Ericales; Theaceae.